AUGCUGCUCGGGGGACCCCCCCGCAGUCCCCGCUCGGGGACGAGCCCCAAGGGGCCCCGGAGCAGUACACGCCACGUGCAGUUCGGCAAAAGCCCCCAGACCUGGCCCAGGCGCACAAGACCCCGCUCUCCUGAGCCUGCCGCGCCUUCAGGGGUUCGGGGCUCCACUUGGCCGAGGCGCCGUGACUCUCCGAGACGCGCCGGGCCGAUAGCGCUGUCCCGCUACGUGGGCCAUCUCUGGAUGGGCCGGCGGCCGCCCUCCCCCGAGGCCCGCGGCCCAGUCCCCCGCAGUUCAGCUGCCAGUCGGGCCAGAAGAAGCCUCGCCUCCCCGGGGACCUCCCUAGGCGCCCCCCUGACCGCAACGACAGGAGGGGCGGUGGCGGGGGGCGGGCCCAUGCAGGGGAGGGCAGAAGCACACAAGGAAGUGUUUCCGGGACAGAGGGCGGGCAAGAUGGCGGCGCCCAUGGAGCUGUUCUGCUGGUCAGGGGGUUGGGGGCUGCCGUCAGUGGACCUGGACAGCCUGGCCGUGCUGACCUAUGCCAGAUUUACUGGUGCUCCACUGAAGGUGCACAAGAUCAGCAACCCCUGGCGGAGCCCUUCAGGAACGCUGCCUGCCCUUCGGACCAGUCAUGGAGAGGUCAUCUCAGUUCCACACAAGAUCAUCACCCACCUUCGAAAAGAGAAGUACAAUGCUGAUUAUGAUCUGUCAGCUCGGCAAGGGGCAGACACCCUGGCCUUCAUGUCUCUCCUGGAGGAGAAAUUGCUCCCGGUGCUGGUACAUACUUUUUGGAUAGACACCAAGAACUAUGUGGAAGUGACCCGGAAGUGGUAUGCAGAGGCUAUGCCCUUUCCCCUCAACUUCUUCCUGCCUGGCCGCAUGCAGCGACAGUACAUGGAACGGCUACAGCUGCUGACUGGGGAGCACAGGCCUGAGGACGAGGAAGAGCUGGAGAAGGAGCUGUACCGAGAGGCUCGGGAAUGUCUGACCCUGCUCUCUCAGCGCCUGGGCUCUCAAAAGUUCUUCUUUGGAGAUGCCCCUGCCUCCUUGGACGCUUUCGUCUUUAGCUACUUGGCCCUGCUGCUGCAGGCAAAGCUGCCCAGUGGGAAGCUGCAGGUCCACCUGGGGGGGCUGCACAACCUCUGUGCCUAUUGUACCAACAUUCUCAGUCUCUACUUCCCCUGGGAUGGAGGUAAGGGGCAGAUGGGAGGGGCAGCCCUGGGGAGAGUGGGCAGGGAUCCAAGAACUAGUUCUCCUAACACACCUUCCUUCCUUGACCCUCAGCUGAGGUACCACCACAACGCCAGACACCAGCAGGCCCAGAGACUGAGGAGGAGCCAUACCGGCGCCGGAACCAGAUCCUAUCUGUGCUGGCAGGACUGGCAGCCAUGGUGGGCUACGCCUUGCUCAGCGGCAUUGUCUCCAUCCAGCGGGCAACGCCUGCUCGGGCCCCAGGCACCCGGACCCGGGGCAUGGCUGAGGAGGAUGAAGAGGAAUGAUUUGUCCUCACACUCCCAAGACUGGUUUUUCUACUCUCGUGCAUUCCAGAGGCCCCCAUGCCUCCUCCUUGUUGGUACAGCUGGACACGGGGUGCUGCCCACCAGAAUAAAGCCACUCACACUGACUGGGUUCAAACAUUUUCUCCUUUAAGAGCUGCCAUUUUUCCUGGCUGGUGCCACAGGAACCAUCUGGGUGCCUGGGCACACCCACUGCUGCUUUAAGGCUUCCGCCCUGAUGCUGACAGUGCUGCUCCACGGGCUCAGUUCUGCAUCUCCAGGAAAGACAAACAGUCCCCAGUUUUGGGCCCA
Molecule: messenger RNA, 1805 nt
Organism: Symphalangus syndactylus (siamang)
Lineage: Eukaryota; Metazoa; Chordata; Mammalia; Primates; Hylobatidae
Gene: MTX1
Product: metaxin 1
Biological process (GO): mitochondrion organization
Cellular component (GO): cytoplasm; SAM complex
Source: RefSeq, a predicted model, not a curated record